GCUCUGCGGGCUGACUGCGCUUCAGGUUUCAUCUCCACCAAGUACUACAGAGCAAGAUCUGUUCUUUCACAUUGGGGAUCAUUAUUGGCUGUACCUGCAUCUAGCAUCUUCACCAAAAACACACUCUUUUGCUGCAUAGCGGUGCCAUGCUGCCGGGAGGCUGCGGGUGAGAGAGUAUGUCGUCGGACUUUUACUUCAGAGAGGAUGUGGUGGAGAGGGGGUCCAUCCCUCUGGACAUUGACAACGUCCACAUGCUGCUGCAGGUGGAACAAGAACAGAUUCAGAAGAAGACCUUCACCAACUGGGUCAACGCUCAGCUGGCAAAGCGGAGGCCACCAUGUAUGGUCGUGGAUCUGUUCAAUGAUUUCCGUGAUGGCUCCAAACUGUUGGACCUGCUGGAGGUGAUGAGCGGCCAGCGCCUUAGUCGGGAGAGAGGCAGGGGAAUGUUUCAGCACAGGAGCAACAUUGAGAAAGCCCUUUCCUUUCUAAAGAAGAAAUCGAUCAAACUCGUCAACAUAAACAUUCCUGACAUUAUUGAUGGUAAACCGUCCAUCAUCCUGGGCCUCAUAUGGACAAUCAUUCUACAGUAUCAUAUCGAGGAGUUGGCCAGCGCCCUCUCGUUCGGAUCCCGUCAGUCCUCCAUGGACUCUUUGGCCAGUUUGGACUCACGGUCCACCCUGUCGAGCUGCUCGGCCAGCAGCAGUCCUGUUCCUCCCAGAGGCUCACCACUACACAAUCGUUUCAGGGUUUCUGCCAAGAAGGCCCUGCUGCUCUGGGUCCGGGAACAGUGCCACAAAGCUGGCUGUUCAUUAAAUGUGAAAGACUUCAAAGCUAGCUGGAGGAGUGGAGUGGUCUUCCUGGCGAUCCUGUAUGCUCUGCGGCCUGACCUGGUGGAUCUGUCCAAAGCCAGAACCAGAAGCAACAAGCAGAACCUGGAGGAGGCCUUUGGCAUCGCAGAGAAAGAGUUGAGGAUCCCCAGACUGCUGGAGCCUGAUGAUGUGGAUGUUCGAGACCCCGAUGAGAAGUCCAUCAUGACCUACGUGUCUCAGUUCCUGCAGUACUCCAGAGACCUGCCAGUGCCAGAGGAAGAAAUGCAGACGCAAUACCUGACUCUUCCUAAAAGUCCUUCUCCUAUCAACCUGCCUGUUCACUACACCCCCGCUAUUUCUGCCUCACCUCUGCGACAGGCGACACCUGAUCAAAAGGCACAGGAAGUGACAUGCUGGCUGGUUCAGGCGUACGGCGAGCUGCUGGAGGGAUGGGACUCCACAGAGGGAGAGAGCUACUCAGAGAGAUACCAUGUAUUUCAUACCUUUCUGGUGUCCUUUAAUGAGCAGCGGCGUCCCAUCAUGCCUUUGUUAACAUUGAUCAGACGAACCCCGAAACUGAGCGAGGAGCAGCGGGCUCUCAGAGAGGCGUGGGACACCCUCACUGAAAAGCUACGUGAAUACAAAAUCCAGUUAGAUAUGAGUCUCCCAGUCCCCUUGGACACAGUGACUCGCUGGCUGCUGAAAACAGAGGGGGCUCUGGCCGAGGAGGAGGGCGACCUACAGGACCACGGCAGAGCCGCUGACGAAGCCAAGGAGAAACAGGACUUGCUCAAAGUUUGCCUGGAGGAGAUGCCACAGCAUGUGAAGACCUUCCAGUCCUUCCAGAACCUGGAUGAGUAUGGAAACAUGAAGGUUCCUCCUGACAAGAUGGAUGAACUAAAGAGGAGGUUCACAAGUGUGAGAGUGUCUGCUAAAUACCAUGGGAUCAAGCUGGAGUACCGGGAGCACCGACACACAGUUUUGGAUCUGUUGGAGCAGAUCAGGACCAAGCUCCGGGUCUGGAAGAGACCUUACAUCUCCCCGGAGGCUGUCAGGGUGUUGCUGCAAGAAUGGCAUGAACUGGUAAACACACAGGAACUACCUUCCUUGUUGGAAGCAGCUCUUCAUAAGCUGAAGCAGGUUUCUGAGAAAUAUUCAAGCAAAUCUGCCCUCGCUGCAGAUUACCACCACGUCAAUCAGCAGGUGAAGCAGCUUGAGGAGGACACCGCUGUGGUUUUGGAGGAGGUGACCACAUCUAAGAGCACCAUGGGACGGGUCCUGUCUGCCUGGGACUCCUACAGCGACUGCCUCAGCUCCCUGCAGGCUUGGCUGGAGCAGGGCUCUGUAACACACAGCCAUGGCCACAGACCAGAGGUGACGUCUGAGUCUAUCGCUGAGUGGGGCUCCCGACAGGCCCACCUGAACGAGGUGGGUAAUUUCCUGAUUGAAUCAACAGACCCUCAGACCAGCAGUAGCAUGGCAGAGGAGCUGCGCAGACUCAACAUGCACUGGGCCGAGUUCAUCAAGAGAAGCACAUUUGACAGCAUGGCUGAGCCCAGUGCUGAUGUCCAGGCCAGACCCCAGGACGUCCAAGCUCUGAUCAGAGAAGCCACUCUCAUUCUCAAAGAGCCUCUGGAGGCUAUGGCAAGUCCCUUGCGCACCUACAGAAAAAGAAUACAGUUCAUAAUGAGGAAAAUAAAAGAAGUGGAUCUGGAGGCUCUGGCUCCCUCCCCAGAACGCCCAGCGGAUCAGUUACAGAAACUGAAGCUUGCUAUACCUGAAGUGAUGCAGACCUUGCUUGAGGCAGAACAGGUAUGUGCAGAGCUGCAGCACAGUGUCUCGGGUCUGGACAGUCGCCUGGCUGAACUCCUGCACUGGGAGACUGAGGCCAGGGAGCUCUACCAGCUGCUGAGGGCCGCAGAGCGACAACAACAGCGGAGCCAGGACCCACGAGCCAGGGUUCUGAUUUCCCGUGGUCUACAGCUGGAGGGUCAUGUGGUCACAGAGGAGCAGGACCUGCAGGUGAUGGUGAUGACAAGUCAGAAGAACUCUCCCAUCAAGUACCUCCACGCCUCUGCCAUGCAGGACCGAGUGCGAGCCGCUGUUGCUCAGUCACAGGAAGCUGUAGGUAUGCUGAGCAGUCUGGGUGCCAGAAGAGACAGAAGCAGAAGCCCUCCAGAAGGAUCUCCUCCAUCGAAAGUCUUUAUCCAGGCUAAAGAAAAGCCUCAACAUCUGAGACAGUCAUACACCAGACGGCCAACUCAGCAGCCCGACACAAAGUUAUUUUCUCAUCAGUGCCAUGAAACCUUUGUGCCAAAGAUAGUGGUGCAGCAAUACAGAGAAGAAAAGGUGACUUCUCCUUCGAUGCCAUAUACCUACGCACAAGCUGUGAUGCAGACCAGGACAAAGUCGCCACCAGAAGGCCAUGCUCAGGCAUGGCCAGAGGCUGAUGCACAAAAACAACAGCAGACUCAGGAACAAGAAUUAAUACCACAGCAACAGCAACGGCUACUGCAGCAAGAACUCAAGCAACAGCAGCCACAAGAAGUGCAACAGCAGGAGCUGAUGCCAACACAACCAAAACAAUGGCAGCAGAAGCAGGAACAUCAACAGGUGGAGCAGCAGCAGCUAGAAAUAGAUCAAUAUCAAGUUCAGAAGCACAUGGUAACUCAUAUACAGUUUGAAACACAGGUCAAACAGACACCAGAGCCCCACGAGCAGACUUCACCUCAACAACCACCUGUAAAGAAACCGUCUCUGAGCUCCCAGGAGCUUCAAAGCAGAAAAGCUCAGGCCAUGAAGAGCCGGCCCUGGCUUCAGAAGCCAGCCUCAGGAGAACAUAAAACUCAAGCUCCAGAUCCAGAACAGGAUUCCACUCAGGAACCAAUUCAGAUUAGACAGACACAGCCACAGUCAGACAGAGAAACAGUUGGAUCAGUUCAGGUUGUUCCACAGCAUGCAGCAACUGCCAGGCUGCAACCUGAAUCACAUACAAAGGUUACUAAGCAGCCACAACAACAGCAAAAAGAGCAACAAAAACAAACACUGCAACCUCAGAAUCUAGUGCAGCAGCACGAACGACCGCAACAUCAGCAACAACAACAAAAAGAGAAGCAUCAGCAACAGGAACAAUUGCUGCAGCAACAACAACAGGAACAACAAAAACAAUCACAGCCUAUUGUAAGACAGGCACAACCAGAUUCAGACAUCAAGGCUCAAUUCCAAACUGUAACUAUGGCUCAGCCUCACCCACAAAUGAAGACACAAAAGCAGUCACAUCCCCAAACUAUGGUUCAGUCUAAAUCUCAGGCAGUGUUCCAAGCGCAAGUGCAGUCCACAAGUGUGCCCCACACUACCACAGACAAUCAGCAACCACUGAAGACCAUGUCCCAAACCAGCAUGAGUCAAGGUCAGUCACAGACACAAGUUCUUCCACAGCCCCAUGACCCCACGAUGACACAGUCAUUGACCCACCCACAGACACUACAGCUCCAGCCCCAGGUUCAGACUCAGCCCCAAACAGCUGUCCCAGUUAGACCUCAGCCGUCUAUUCAGCCACAUGGUCUAACCCAUGGCCCAGCUGUAGCUCAAGUGCAGACAUGGGCUCAAGUCAGACCUUCUUCCCCUAUGCAGGCCCCACUGCAGAGCCAAAUUCAGCCUCCUGUGCCAUCCCACAUUCAGCUUCGUAGUCAUCCACAGUCAUGGGCCCCUGUCAGGCCCCCCUCCCCUAAGCCACCAACACAUGUCCAGAUUCAAAUCGAUGCUCAGUCAAUGGCCCAGUCUCAAAUCGAUGCUCAGUCAAUGCCCCAGUCUGAAACCUAUCCUCAGUCAAUCCCCCAGUCUCAAACCCAUCCUCAGUCAUUGUCCCAGUCUCAAAUCCUUCCCCAGUCAAUGGCCCAGGCUCAAACCCAUCCUCAGUCAAUGGCCCACCCUCAAACCCAUGCUCAGCCAAUGGCUCGGCCAAGUCACGCCCAACCUUCGACUCAACAAACCCAAGCUCAACUUGUAUUCCAGCCUCAAGGUCAUUCUCAGCCCAUGAUUCAGUAUCCUACACAUGCUCAGCCAGCGGUCCAGCACCCAGGCCAUAUUUCCCAGGCUUGGACUCAAGUUAGAGCCACAUCCCCAAUGUCUGUCCAGCACCCACAGGCUACAGCACAACCUCCAUGUUACCCCCAAGGUUACUCCCGGGGUCAGUCUCCAUCCCAGCAGUGGACACCCAAACAAGAGCCACAAAACCAAGCCAUUGCCCAGCAGAGGCAUCCAAUUCCCCAACCAUACCCUCAGCAAAUAGGUCAAGCUCCACAAUCUCAGGCUUGUCCAACAGUUCAAGCUUUACCGCAGUGGCCCCAAGCUGGGCCCCAGCUAGGACCUCAGAUAGGGUCCCCCGGGUAUUCUCACAUGGGGCCAUCAUAUACUCAGCCUCAGAUGCAAAUACAAACUCAACCCUGGGCUCAAACACAACCCCAAAUGAGCUCAGUGCAACAACAACCUCAGAUGAAAGCUUAUGAUAUGUUUCAUAUCCAGACACAACAAGGCCAAGUUCAGCAACAGGCUUGGGUUCAGGCACCGCCUCAGCUUCAGACCCAGCCUUAUCCCCAGCCUCAAUCUCAGCAAUAUUCACAGGUUCAGCAUCAAAGUCAGUGCCACCCUCAGCCUCAGAUGCAAGUUCAGAUGCCUCCCCAAUCGCAGCCACCACACCAAGCCCAUCUUCAACUUCCUUUGAAGCCCCAGACUCAGCAGCCUCAGCUCAAUCUUCAGUUCCAGCAGUCACCUCCACAACCCAAACAUCAGCCUCAGCUCCAACCACAACUGAAGAUUCAGUCACCAACUCAACCAAAAGUUGAAUCACCUCCACAACCCAAACCUCUGGCCCAAUUAGCACCGCAGCCAGCGGUUCAAUCACCAACUCAACCUAAGGUUCAGUCACCAACCCAACCCAAGGCUGAAUCACUGCCAAAAUCCAUAACUGAGCCCCACUUACCACCACAACCCAUGGCUCAGUCACCAAUCAAGAGUGAAUCACCACCACAACCGAAAUUCCAGGCCCAAACAGCACCACUACCUGAAGCUCAAUCACCAACUCAACCCCAUGGUCAGUCACCAACCCAACCCAAGGCCCAAUCACUGCCACAACCCAAACCUCAGGCACAAUUGCCACCACAGCCCCAACUUCAGGCUCAGUCACCAGUACUACCCAAGGCCAAAUCUGCACCACAAUCCAAGGCUCAUUCACCCCCACAAGCCAGACCUCAGACCCAACAACUUCCACAGUCAAAACCUCAAACUCAGUCUCCUCUGCAACCCAAACCUCAAAAGGCCCAAACUAUUCUUCUCUCCCAGGUCAAUGUGCUGCCUCAGUCCCUCACUGAGUCACCAGACCUGUGCAUUAAACCUCCAGCCCUGACCCAGGUGCCUCCACAGGCCUACACAGAGGCUUACGCCAAAGCCCAGGCGUUGGCCAGAAAUGGCUUUGAGGAGGCCAAGCACUGUCUGCAAGAGCACAUCUUGGAAACCAUUAAUGUUUUUAAGGACAAACGUAUAUCGGCCGAGCAAGCAUCAGUGAAAGAGGAGACACUGAGGACACUUGACCCAGAGUUGCUGGAGGAAUUCUUGAGAGCAGCCAAGGGCAUGGAGUCCUUUUGUACACCCUCACAGCUCAGAGACAUGGAGUUCUACACCCAGUCUGUCAGAACACAGUGGGAGGCCGUGAGAGCAGAGAUCUCAGGCUUUUUGCAGCAAUUACAUUUUGAAGUAACAAGGAAAGACUUUAACACAGCUGCCCUGCAGUGUGAGAUGCACUUAAGCUCCCGAUUAGAAAACCAAGCGCAGGCUUGUAUCUCAGCGGAUGGCAGCUUUGCCCAGGCAGGGCAGCACCUUGAGGCCUUGAAAGAGCUGUGUGACACCCUGAGCCCCGAGGAUGCUCACCGCCUGGCCCAGACUCAGCUGAGGGAGUGUGAGAAGAGGCUGGCUGCCAUCCAGCACCAGCUCAGCGGAGACCAAGAUGCACCACUCCCUGAUUCUAGGAUUCCUGUUGCCCUCAGUGAGGAUCUGACCACACAAAAGGAACCAAGACCAAGUGACAAACCUCAGGUUUCAGCUGAGGUGUUUCAAGUGACAAUGAAGACAGUCAGUGUGGAGAGGAGGGAGGUUGAAAAGCAGGCAUCUGUAGAGGAAGAAGUCACCAAAAAGGAGGCUUUAGAAAGAUAUGAGAAUUGUAAGAGGACUCUACAAGCCCAAUUGGCUAAAAAUGAACAGAGCAUCAAGGAUGUCCCCUCUGACUCUGUCUCUCUUAAAGGCCUGCAUACACGGCUCCAGGAAAUACAGUUCUUAAGACAGGAGACAGAGUCUCUGUGGUCUGAGUAUGCAAACCAGUGCUCUCAGUGUUCCCAGUUGAACGGGAACACUGGUCUUGAGCAGGAGAAGGUGGAGCUGCAGGAGCAGUGGCGCAGCCAACAGUCCAACCUUCAGAGGAGAGGCAGCUCACUGGGCACCGCCCUCAGACAGAUCGACUCCACCGAGAACCAUAUGGUGGACUUUACAGACCGUCUGGACCGCUACCUGAGACAGCCCAAAGACAUCACUGCGUUCACACUGGCCAACACCAACAUCCUGAAAGAUAUUAAGGAACUGGAUGACAACAUCCAGAGCGAGCUGGACCAGGUGUCCCGCCUGGACCCUGAAUCCAGCGAUCUGGACCCCAGAGACUGCUUCCCUCUGUCGCGUGAGGUCGAGACUCACAGAACCAGCCUGGAUCAGCUUCGACAGCAGGUGCGGAAGAGUGAAGCAGCCGCCCGCGCCCUCGACCGCUUCCUCAUGUCAUUGCGUACUGUGGAUGAAGACAUCUCUGGAGUUCAAGGCGCCCCCUGCAGUGACGCUCAGGUACUGCAGGACUGUCGCUCCAAGCUGGCUCUGAUCAGGCAGAGCAUUGACAGUCUGAAAGAAAAGGCGCCUCAGCUGGAUCUGCUCCUGCAGGGGGCCAGGCUGACAGUCACCAGGGAUGGUGCCCCGGCCUCCUGCCUGGACAUGGUGACUGCCCUGCUGAGAAGGCUGGAGGAAGCUGACAGUGGGCUGGCCAGCCAGCAGAAGUGCGUCAAGAAGGAGACACAGAGCAAAUCCCUGGGCCUAAGGAAGAGGACACUGCUGGGGGAGCUGAGGAAGCUGCAGGAUACGAUCGAAACGCAAGGCCUGAAGGAGCCUACCAUGCCUGCUGUACAACACAGGCUUCGGGCCAUGUCAGAUUUGGAGGGUCACCUGCAGGCCCAGCAUGCAGAGCUCCAGAACCUCCGUGAACUUCAAGAGAAACAGGGAGGAGGAGAAAACCUCUUUCAGGAGCUGGAGACUCAGUGGAAGGAGACUCAGAAAGCUUUUUCUGACAGGAAGAAGCAGUGCAGCGUCCUGCUGGAGCUUCUGAAGAAGUUCCAGAGCUGCCGCAGUCACCUGAGCAACACCAUGCAGAGAGCAGAGCAGACCAUCAGUGAUCGGGCUUCCUACAUGGGCAAGGACAACCUGCAGAGAAGCAUGACCAAGGUCCGUGAUAUUAAGGAGGAGCUGGGUGGUAUUGGGGAGCAUAUGGAAGAGAUGAGGGGAGUUUGCAGACAGCUGCAGUCCCAACUGAAGAAAUUCCCAGACUGCAGUGAGACUUCCUUUGAAGCAGAGGCUGACAGACUCAUGGACAACUGGCUGGAUGUGACAGAGAAGACAGAUCCCUACAUGGAUAACCUACGGGUGGGGCUGGAGCUGUGGGAGAAGCAGCUGAUGCUGGGGGGAGAGGUGGAUGGCUGGGCAGGGGCCAAACUGUCCCUCUUUGCAGAGAGCCAUCCCUUCCACAGCAAGCAACAAGUACUUGACAUGAGGGAUGAGAUCCAUGCCAAUGAGGAGAACAUUGAGCAUUUCCACAAGAAGUGUGUAGAGAUCCAGCAGAUGCUGCAGAGUCAGGAGGCACCACUGGAGCUGCAGGUGAUGGAAACCCAUCUGAGGAAGAGAAUGGAGCAGGUGAAGGAGCUGUUUACUGACUGCACCGACGUCUUUGAGGAACUGAUAGCUGUGAAGACACACUUAGCUGAGAAGAUAAAGGAGUGCCAGUCAGCUGUAGAGACCAUCCAGUGUUCUCUCAGUAAGGUUGAUGCUUCACAACCAAAGGUCGAAGCCAAGAUACAGGAUCUGUGUGAUGAGCUGGAGGCUCAGGAGGAGCAGGCUGAGGCUGUGUUGAAGGAGGUGGGGUUGGUUUCCAGUGUGGCCAGUCCUCAGGUGCUGGAGGCGCUGUCUGUAGACUGCAGCAGGCUGAGGGAGGCCAUCUCCCGCACCAAGGAAAUGAUCCACCUGAAGAGAGAGGAGAGGGACAAAGGCUUGCUCAAGGUUAUCAAAGAUGAAAGGCAAUCGUUUGAGGGAUGGUUCCAGGACUUGCAGGUGUCCGUCAAUGAGUGCUUUGAGAACCCUGAGAGCAGAACAGAUGUGGAAACAUCUCUGCAAAGACUCACUGGUUUCUUAAAAUCCAAGGAUGCAGAGAGACGUCUGGACCAGCUGAAAGAUCAGCUGGAGAGAGGUAACCAGCAGGUUCCUCCCCAGCAGCUCUCUGAGUUCACUGACUGGCUGAAGGAGCAGCAGGAGGAGGUGGAAACGUUCAUAACCCACUGCCACAACAGGCAGAAACAAAUGGAGUCCCUCCUCAGUGACUUGAACAGUCUGCAGAAGCAACACGAUAGCUUCCGUGAGUGGCUGCACACCAAAGAAAAACAGUCUGUGGAGUCUGACAAAAUCAAGCUUCUUCUCAAAAAUCUUCAGGAUGAGAGUGGUACAGCUGAGACUCUCAGUGAGCUAUUAGCAUCAGUACGCAGACAAGGCGUCAGAGCUGAAAGCCUCCUGAAGGACGGGGAUAACUUGAUACAACGCUACCGAAAACUGGAAGCCAGGCUGCAGGAGGCCCUGGGGGGAGAAUUUGAAAAGUUUAAUACUCGGGCUAAGAGCACCAGGAUCUGGAUAACUGACCGUCUGCAACCCCUCACCUACCCUGGCAAAGACACCCAGACAGAGGAGAUGAAGCACAAAGCACGGGCCAUCCUGGGCUCCACAGCUGAGGGAGACUCUAAAGUGAACAACCUGAGAAGACAAAGCGAAAGUCUGUGUGAGCUGGAGGACCUGGAGGAGGGCAGGAAACAAGAGGUUCAGCAGUCGGUCAGAGAAAUAGAGGAGCAGUGGAGGACGGCUCUGCAGGCAGCUGAGGAGGCUCUCAACAAGGUGGAAACAAAAGCCCUGUUAGACAAGGACUUAGACACUUUCAAAACCCAGAAUGAAAAUGUUCAGUCCUGGAUUACAGAUCAGGAGCAGAACCUCCAGUUGCUUGGCGGUUGCAUGCAAGUUGAAGAAAAGCUUCAGAUUGCACAAGCUACUCUGAGCUCCAAGCCUGAUGGAGAUUCAAAGCUUCAGGAUCUGAAGCGACGAUGCCAGAGUCUGUGUGACAACCAAGGCUUGGACAAGAGCAGGAGACGAGAGGUUCAGGAUGCUGUCAGACACACAGAGGAGUGGUGGAGGAAAGUCCUGCAGGCUGCUGAGGAGGCUCUCAACAAGGCAGAGACUGAUGCUUCCACUGAAAGGGACUUUGAUGCUUUCAAAACCCAAAGUGAAAGCAUCCAAUCCUGGAUCGUAGAGCAGAAGCAGAAGCUGUUGUCCCAUGAUAGUCAUAUGCAGUUUGAAGAAAGGUUACAGGUCGCACAGGCUGUUAUGACCUCCAAACCUGAGGGAGAGUCCAGGGUGCUCGACCUGAAGAGACGAGGUGAAAGCCUGUGUGAGCAUCUGGACGAGAGCAGGAAACCAGAAGUUAAGCAGUUGGUAAAAGACGCGGAGCAGCAGUGGAGAACAGUUCUGCAGGCCGCCAGACAGGCAGAGCUCCGAGGUCUUUCAGACGACUUCGACACUCAGACUAAAGACACUCAGUCCUGGAUCAGAGACAGACAACAGAAGCUACAGUCUGUGGGCAGUCACACACUACCUGAAGAGAGAAGUCACACAGCUCAGACCAUCUUGAGCUCCAAACCUGAAGGCGACUGUCAGGUAAACAACCUGAGGAGACGAGGCCAGAGUCUGUGUAACCAUCAGGACGCAGAUGAGGGCAGGAAAGUCCACGUUCAGCAGACAGUCAGAGACACGGAGGAGCAGUGGAGGACAGUUCUGCAGGCUGCUCAACAGGUGGAAGCUGCUGCUGGAGCUGAGAUCUCCCAGGGGACUGAGAAGAGAAAAUUGGAGCUGAGAGAAUUUGAUAUCCAUCAGCAGGACACUGGCGGCUGGCUUAAAGACCUCCAACAACAAGUGGACUCCCUGAACAGCCGAAACAAAGCUGAGGAGACAACUGCACGCAGCUCAGGUGAGCUGAUGGGUCAGGGAGAGCGUGGUCGGUCAAAUGCCAUUAUGAGCUCCAAGCCCAAAGGAGACUCUAAGGUCCAGGAGCUCAGGAGACGAGGCCAGAGUUUGUGUGGUCAGGACCUUGAGGAACACAAAAAACAAGAAGUUCAACAAAAAGUAAGAAGCGCUGAGGAGCAGUGGACGAAAGUCAUACAAAAUGCUAAACAAGCCCUGGAUCAGGCUGAAAGGCAGUGUGCUCUGGAGGGCCAGCUAAGGGACUAUGAAGCCUUGAGAGAAAACACCAGAGCCUGGCUGGGAGACAAGCAGCAGAUCCUCACCUCUCUGGAUAGUCAGACAGAUCCAGAAAAGACAAUAAACACUGUACAGACUAUCCUCAGCUGCAAGCCUGAGGGAGACUCCAAGCUGACAGAACUGAGGAGACAGAGCCAGAGUCUGUCUGACCAGGAGGACCUGGAGGAGAACACGAGACGAGAGGCUCAGCAGUCUAUAAAAGAUACCGAGGAGCAGUGGAGGACAGUCCUGCAGUCCGCUGAGAACACUCUGAAAAAAGCUGAGGUCCAGUACUCGCUCUCCAGGGAGCUGGACGCCUUCCAUACCCAAGCAGGGAGCACCAAAACCUGGUUUAAAGAGCUGCAGCAACAGGCAGAGUCCAAAGGGAGCGGCACUCAGGGCACUCAGGCUCAGAUAGAGGACAGGCUGAACACAGCACAGAUCAUCUUGAGCUCCAAGUCAAAUGGUGAGACUCAAGUGAUGGGGUUGAAGAGACGAGCACAGAGUCUGUGUGAGCAAAAAGACUUGGAGGGAGACAAGAAACUGGAGGUUCAGCAGACAGUCAAAGACACUGAGCAGCAGUGGAGGACAGUCCUGCAGGCUGCUGAGGAGACACAGAGACAGUUGAAGAGUGUUGUGGAGCGCCUGGUGUCCUGUCAGUACCAGCGAGGCCAGGCUGAGGCCCGUCUAUCUGACCUGCAGAAGCAGACGUCCAACCUUCCGCGUGUCUUCCCCUGGCCGGGCCUGGGAGAGCGGAGGCAGGCAGUGGAACAGGCCCGGACCCUGCUGGACCAGAGCAUAGCUUUGGCCCCCGUCCUCUCAGACGUCUGCACACAGGCUGCAGAGCUGUUUGAGAUCACACAGGACCGUGGCUGGUCAGAUCCCUCCUGGGCAGCCAAGGAAGAAUCCAUUCCUGCUCUGCUGAAAGAGCUAAAUGAUGCGCUCGCUAACCUGGAGCAGGGCAUCCUGACAGAGAGGCAGUUCACUCAGCUAGUGGAGCAGCAUGAAGCAGCCCAGGACUGGCUGAGGGAGCACGUUAAAGACCUGGGAGCUCCUCCAGCAGACAGACAGGGUCUGCACAGCACUGUCAACACUCUGAAGGCUUUGCUCCAGACAGUGGACAGGGAGCACAGAGAGAUGAAGGAGCUGGACUCUGCCAAAGACUGUUUGCUGAGCCUCUGCACACCUGGAGGUCAGGUUGCCCUGACCCUGGAGGUCAGCCAUCUCCACGACCUCUGUGCCACCUCGGAGCAGGAGGUGAGGCAGCGCCUGACUGCUUGUGAGACACGGCUAGAAGAGCUGGACAGUCAGCUGGCCAGGCGGGCCCAGGGGCUGAAAGAGAGAGCUGCAGCCCUGCAGUGGGAGCUCCGCUCUCUGGACCAGGCGCUCAGCUACAGCGAACCACAGAACAACAUCUCUCAGCUACAACAGCACUGGCACAGCCUUCAGAACUGUGAGAAGUCACUAGAAGAUUUGGGUGUCAAAGUUCAUGACCUUUACCAGGAAGUCAAGGCUACACCUGCUACUGAUGAGCUCCCCGCAGAAAUUAUCUCUGUGGUGGAGUCCUUAUGCCAGCAACAUGACAGUCUAAAGUCCAGGCUGAGUGAGCGUCAGGGUACCUGCUCUACAAACACAGCUCGCUGUCUGAUGGACUAUCUUCAUGCCCUGCAGGAAUGGAACCACAGCAAACCAUCUGAGUCCAAUUCUUCUGUGCAGGUGACAUUAGAGGAAGGUGAAAAGUUGCAGGUCAGCCUGCGGGAGGUGCUUUCUCACCAGCAGUUUCUAACAGGCUGUCUGAUGCCGGUAUUGUUUGAAAAACUGGAAAAAGAGGGUUCAGAGACACUCAGAGAAGCAGACACACAUAAGGCUUCUCUCAGCCAGAGCUUAAAGGAACUUGAUGAAAGAAGAAAACAAAAGCUGCCUGAUACAAAUACAUCUGUAGUGGCACCACCUCGAAAAAACAAGCGCUCACCUGAGAAAAAACAUCAAGUUACACUACAGAAAAACAUUCCCUUAACAGAAAAAUCUACAUCUACUGAGGAUGAAUUGUCAGUUUCAGCUGAGCUGCAAACUGAGGCUAAAACAUUAAAGCCUACUAUGACAACAGUCAUGGAAGACACAAAAAUUACUGGUGUGGAGCAAACCAGAAUUGAACCAACAAAAAAUAAAUUUCAGAGUCCAACAUGUGCUUCAGAACCUUUUACAGCACAUUACAACACUUCUCAAGAGGCACAUUUUAAAAGUAUAAAGCUAGAUAUUACAGCUGAGCCUGUUGGAGCUGAGAAGAUUAAACCUGCUGUUGAGGAACCUGUACUGAUCCAAAAGGUCAUUGAGCAGUCUGCACCUGGUGUUAGUGAGAAAACUACACCUGUACCAUCCAGGAGAAAGUCUAAGACUUCGGCCACUGAUACAGAGCCUGCUCAAGCUAAGGGGGAGCCUGAAAUGGUGACAACUAUUAUUACUCAAGGGUCACCCACAAAUCUGACAGGAACUGCUGCUGUGGAAGAAACAAAUAAUAUAGCAACCAUUAUUCUAAAUGUAUCAGAACCAUUCACUACUGUCCCUGUAACAACUGAUGUUGCAGGUGAACUCACCAAGAAAGUGCACAAAAGUAUAAAGCUAGAUAUCUCAGCUGAGCCUGUUGGAGCUGAGAAAAUUAAACCUGCUGUUGAGGAACAUGUACUGAUCCGAAAUGUAAUUGAGCAGUCUGCACCUGGUGUUAGUGAGAAAACUACACCUGUACCAUCCAGGCGAAAGUCCAAGACUUCAGCCACUGAUACAGAGCCUACCCAGGCAAAGGUGGAGCCUGAAAUGGUAAAAAAUAUUAUUACUCAGGGGUUACCCAUAAAUCUAACAGGAACUGCUGCUGUUGAAGAAACAAAGAAUAUAGCAACCAUUCUAGAUGUAUCAGAGCCAUUCACUACUGUCCCUGUAACAACUGAUCCUGAAGUUAUACCAACCAAGAGGAAGUCAAAGAGUCUUGAGGUUUCCACAGUUCCAGAGUCAGUGUCCCCCUUUGGUAAAAUUACCGUUGUGGAGCAGGAAACAAAACAAGAACCUGAAAAUUAUCCCGAAACCCCAGAGUUAGUUCGAGGGCAAGCUGAAACUGCUGUGAUAGAACAAAGUAAGUUUCUACCACCCAAGAGAAAGUCAAAGAGUACAGAACUUCCUCUUAAACUUGCUGACACUGAGGUACCUCAGACAAGGGAAGAGCCUGAUAGUCAAAAAUCUUCCUUGAGUUCCAAUGACCAAAAUGAAAGUGUUACUGAAGAAACAAAGUUUGUACCAACCAGAAGAAAGUCAAAGAGUGGUGACUUUUCCACAACUUACGAGAAAGUUACCCAAGUUAGAUCACCUGAUGUGGAACCUGAACAAAAGAAGAAAGAACUUGAUGGUCAAAGGUCUUCACCUCCAGGUGUGGUCACAGGACCAAGUGAAAUUACUGUUGUGGAAAAAGUUUUGCUUUCACCUACCAAAAGAAAAUCGAAGAGCCCAGAAUUUGCUACCACAGAGCUGACAAUGACCAAGGAAGAACCUCACAGUCAAAAUCCAUCUUCAAAUCUAGAGGUGGUCACAGCACCAAUUGAAAUUACUGUUGUGGGAAAAGGAAAGCUUUCACCUACCAAAAGAAAGUCAAAGGGUCUUAAACUUUUCCCAGAACUUGCUACCACAGAGCUGGCAAAGACCAACGAAGAUCCUGACAGUCAGAAGCCAUCUUUAUCUCCAGAGAUGGUCACAGCAAAAACUGAAAUUACUGUUGUGGAAAAAGGAAAGCUUUCACCAACCAAAAGAAAGUCAAAGGGUCUUAAGCCUUCCUCAGAACUUGCUACCACAGAGCUGACAAAGACCAAGGAAGAGCCUGACAGUCUGAAGCCAUCUUCAAAUGAAGAGGUGGCCACAGCACCAAAUAAAAUUACUGAAACUACCAUUGUAGAAAAAGGAAAGCUUUCACCUAUCAAAAGAAAGUCAAAGGGUCUGAAACAUUCCCCAGAACUUGCUGCCACUGAGCUGAAAAAGACCAAGGAAAAGCCUGAGAGUCAGAAGCCAUCAUCAGCUGAAGAGGUGGUCAAAGCAACAACUGAAAUCACUGUUGUGGAAAAAGGAAAGCUUUCACCUACCAAAAGAAUGUCAAAGGGUCUUAAAUUUUCUCUAGAAUGUGAUACCAUGGAGCUGACAAGGACCAAGGAAGAGCCUGACAGUCAGAAGCCAUCUUCAAAUGAGGAGGUGGUCACAGCAACAACUGAAGUUACUGAAAUUACUGUUGUGGAAAAAGGAAAGCUUUCACCUACCAAAAGAAAGUCAAAGGGUCUUAAACUUUUCCCAGAACUUGCUACCACAGAGCUGGCAAAGACCAAGGAAGAGCCUGACAGUCAGAAGCCAUCUUCAUCUCCAGAGAUGGUCACAGCAACAACUGAAGUUACUGUUGUGGAAAAAGGAAAGCUUUCACCAGCCAAAAGAAUGUCAAAGGGUCUGAAACAAUCUCCAGAACUUGCUAUCACAGAGCUGACAAAGACCAAGGAAGAGCCUGACAGUCAGAAGCCAUCUUCAGCUGAACAGGUGGUCAUAGCACCAACAGAAAUUACUGAAACUACUGUUGUGGAACAAGGAAAGCUUUCACCUACCAAAAGAAAGUCAAAGGGUCUUAAACUUUUCCCAGAACUUGCUACCACAGAGCUGGCAAAGACCAAGGAAGAUCCUGACAGUCAGAAGCCAUCUUCAUCUCCAGAGAUGGUCACAGCAACAACUGAAGUUACAGUUGUGGAAAAAGGAAAGCUUUCACCAACCAAAAGAAUGUCAAAGGGUCUGAAACCUUCCUCAGAACUUGCUACCACAGAGCUGACAAAGACCAAGGAAGAACCUGACAGUCAGAAGCCAUCUUCAGCUGAACAGGUGGUCGCAGCACCAACAGAAAUUACUGAAACUACUGUUGUGGAACAAGGAAAGCAUUCACCUACCAAAAGAAAGUCAAAGGGUCUUAAACUUUUCCCAGAACUUGCUACCACAGAGCUGGCAAAGACCAAGGAAGAUCCUGACAGUCAGAAGCCAUCAUCAGCUGAAGAGGUGGUCACAGCAACAACUGAAAUCACUGUUGUGGAAAAAGGAAAGCUUUCACCUACCAAAAGAAUGUCAAAGGGUCUAAAACUUUCUCUAGAAUGUGAUACCAUGGAGCUGACAAAGACCAAGGAAGAGCCUGACAGUCAGAAGCCAUCUUCAGCUGAACAGGUGGUCGCAGCACCAACAGAAAUUACUGAAACUACUGUUGUGGAACAACGAAAGCUUUCACCUACCAAAAGAAAGUCGAAGGAUCUGAAACUUUCCCCAGAACUUGCUACCACAGAGCUGACAAAGACCAAGGAAGAUCCUGACAGUCAGAAGCCAGCUUCAUCUCCAGAGAUGGUCACAGCAACAACUGAAGUCACGGUUGUGGAAAAAGGAAUGCUUUCACCAGCCAAAAGAAUGUCAAAGGGUCUGAAACCUUCCUCAGAACUUGCUACCACAGAGCUGACAAAGACCAAGGAAGAGCCUGACAGUCAGAAGCCAUCUUCAUCUCCAGAGGUGGUCACAGCACCAAUUGAAGUUACUGAAAUUACUGUUGUGGAAAAAGGAAAGCUUUCCCCUACAAAAAGAAAGUCAAAGGGUCUUAAACUUUCCCCAGAACUUGCUACCACAGAGCUGACAAAGACCAAGGAAGAUCCUGACAGUCAGAAGCAAGCUUCAUCUCUAGAGGUGGUCACAGCAACAACUGAAAUCACUGUUGUGGAGAAAGGAAAGCUUUCACCAACCAAAAGAAAGUCAAAGGGUCUGAAACUUUCCCCAGAACUUGCUACCACAGAGCUGACAAAGACCAAGGAAGAUCCUUACAGUCAGAAGCCAUUCUCAACUCCAGGUGUCGUCACAGCACCAACAGAAAUUACUGAAACUACUGUUGUGGAAAAAGGAAAGCUUUCACCUACCAAAAGAAAGUCAAAGGAUCUUAAACUCUCCCUACAACUUGCUACCACAGAGCUGACAAAGACCAAGGAAGAGCCUGGCAGUCAGACGCCAGCUUCAUCUCUAGAGGUGGUCACAGCAACAACUGAAAUCACUGUUGUGGAAAAAGGAAAGCUUUCACCAACCAAAAUAAUGUCAAAGGGUCUGAAACCUUCCUCAGAACUUGCUAUCACAGAGCUGACAAAGACCAAGGAAGAGCCUGACAGUCAGAAGCCAUCUUCAUCUCCAGAGGUGGUCACAGCACCAAUUGAAGUUACUGAAAUUACUGUUGUGGAAAAAGGAAAGCUUUCACCUACCAAAAGAAAGUCAAAGGGUCUUAAACUUUUCCCAGAACUUGCUACCACAGAGCUGACAAAGACCAAGGAAGAGCCUGACAGUCAGAAGCCAUUCUCAACUCCAGGUGUCGUCACAGCACCAACAGAAAUUACUGAAACUACUGUUGUGGAAAAAGGAAAGCUUUCACCUACCAAAAGAAAGUCAAAGGAUCUUAAACUUUCUCUAGAAUCUGAUACCAUGGAGCUGACAAAGACCAAGGAAGAGCCUGACAGUCAGAAACCAUCUUCAUCUCCAGAGAUGGUCACAGCAACAACUGAAAUUACUGUUGUGGAAAAAGGAAAGCUUUCACCUACCAAAAGAAAGUCGAAGGAUCUGAAACCUUUCUCAGAACUUGCUACCACAGAGCUGACAAAGACCAAGGAAGAGCCUGACAGUCAGAAGCUAUCUUCAUCUCCAGAGAUGGUCACAGCAAGUAUUAAGCUGAAGAGUCUUGAUGUUUCCACAGCUGUAAUGCCAGUCUCUGCUCUUAGAGAUACUACUGAUGUGGCAUCUAAGGUGGAAGAAUCCAAGAGUGGGAAGACUUCAAUUGUACAGGUAGUCACAGGAGCAAUUGAAACUGCUGUUGUUAAAGACAGUAAGCUUUCCCCAACCAAAAGAAAGUCAACAAGUCCAAAGGUUUCUUUAGAACUUUCUAGCCAGGAGCUGACAAUGACCAAGGAAGAGCCUGACAGUCAGAAGCCAUCUUCAACUCCAGAGGUAGUCACAGGACUAACUGAAAUUACUGUUGUGGAAAAAGAAAAGCUUUCACCAACCAAAAGAAAGUCAAUGGGUCUAAAACCUUCCACAGAAUUUGCUAGCAUAGUUUUGUCUGAGACCAAGGAAGAAUCUAAAAGUCAGAAGUCUUCAAUGAAUUCCAGAGAGCAAACUGAAGUUACUGUUUUGGAAGGAACUGAGCUCACACCAACCGGGAAGAAGUCAAAGAGUCUUGAGGUUUUCUUGGGACAAGAACCAGAGUCUGUCCUCAGUAAAACCGUUGUUGAGAAAGACCCUCAAAGUGAAAAGCCUGCGUUAGGUGCGCAGGUGGAGACAGGAUCAACUAAAAUUGCUGUUGUAGAAUCAAGUGAGCUUUUACCAACUAAGAGAAAGUCAAAGAGUCCAAAUUGUUCUACAAAACUUGCUACCAAUAAGCUGACAGAGACCAAGGAUGAGCCCAAUAGUCAGAAGUCUUCACUGGAUUCUAGAGUGGAAACUGAAGGUGCUGUUAUGGAAGAAGGUAAGGUCAUAACAACCAGGAGGGAGCCCAAGAGUGAUGAAAUUCUCACUGCUCCGGAAACAGCCUCUGCACUCAAAAGAAAUACUGAUGAAACCAAGAAAGAACAUGAGAAUGUGAAGUCUUCUGCAACUCCAGAAUUUGUCUCUGGUAAGACUGAAGCUGAUGUUGAGUCAGAAUAUAAGCUCUCACCAACCAAAGGGAAGUCAAGGGAACUUGCUGUCAAAGAGCAGAUACAGACCAGGAAUGAACAUGACAGUCAAAGGUCUUCAUUGGCUUCCACAGAGCAAAUGGAUGUUGCUGUUGUGGAAGAAACUAAAUGUAUACCAACCAGAAGAAUGUCAAACAAAUUUGAAGUUUCUACAGCUCCAGAGCCAGCCUCUGCCCUCCAAAGACCUAUUGAUAUAGAGCCUGAAGAUACUAAGAAAGAACUUGAAAGUGUGGAGUCUACCAUGGCUAUCGAUGAGGUCACAGGGCAGACUGAAAUUGCUGUUGUGGAUGAAACUGAAGUUUUACCUACAAAGAGAAGGUCAAGAAGUCUAAAAUCUUCCCCAAACCUUUCCGAUAUGGAGCCAACACAGAACAAGAAAGAACCUGAUAGUCAAAAGUCUUCAUCGGGUUUCCGGGAGGAAAUUAAACCUGCUGUUGUAGGAGAAACUAAGCUUUUACCAACCAGGAGAAAGUCAAAGAGUCCAGAACUUUAUGGAACUUUACAGACUGCAGAGAUUGCCAUGGGACCACAGACCAAGAUGCAGGAAACUGAGAUUGUUAGUAAAAGCCAACUUCCAGUCAAGGCUGAUGUUAAAUCAAGUGUUCCUCAAAAAGUGGAACCUGCUAAGGAGAGUCAAACUACUGUCAAGAACUUCAGUCCAGUUUGUGAUAAGUUUACUGUUCAGGUUGGUGGCACCAUUCAGGAGUUCCCAGGAAAGAAAGUGGCCACAGUCAUUCUGGACACGUCUGAGGUUUUUGUACAGGCAGCUGAUACUCACCCAUGGAUGAGUAGUGAGAGUGUACAUAUUCAGACCCCUGGAUUAGUGAGGGUUGAUACCACAUAUUUGCAACUAUCAGAAAAAGUGGAUACUUGUACUUCAUCUCCUCAUGCUAAACCUUUGGAGUCUGUCCUUACACCUCUUUCUACCAUGGCUAAAUCUUCACAUUCUGAGUUACAGGAGCCCAAAGACAGAUCUAAAGAGGCCCUAGAACAAACCAUUACCCAGUCUACAGAAAGAGACUCUAUUACAGUGCCUCAAACACAACCACCUCUUUCCACCGAGCCUACUGACACACCACAUGUGGCAGACUACAUAGACAAGUUAUGGAAAAACACACCUGAGAUUCAGAAGAGAUAUCUGGUCCUUGAUCUGCCUGAGAUAGAAGUCAACCAGACAUGUGAGAUAAAUCCAGAUCAGCCAGAGACAGAUAGUGUAGCUACAAGUGACUCCACUCAACCGACCUCUGCUGUUUUUGCAGCGGUGCAGCCUCACAAGGCAGAGACUGAAUUUUCAGAAAUAAGCUCAUCUGAGCAAGACAUAAUAAAACCAAGGGAAACUGUGAGUCAGCUGAAGCUCUUGGAAACCACACAGGAAAGACCCAAAGAGGACAAGGAACAUAAUGUCAAAGAAGAGCAUGCUAAAGUAUCAACUCAUGGCAUUCACGAUGCACCUAAGAGCCUGGAUGAAAAGUAUAUUAAGAAAAUCCACAUGGGGCCUGAAGUGCACAUUCUACAACUAGAUAUACAGACCAGUCCAGAGGAUGAUGAAAACACAUCUGUCACAACAGCAAAAAGGAUAGAUAUUGUUCAAACAAGUAUCCAGAGUGAAGGAGUGCCAAAAAACAAAGAUAUGACUACUGCUGAUGUUAAGUCAGAGAAGGCUGUAGCUAAGAUGACUAUGAUAGACGUGCUAGAAAGCAGUACUGAAUGUCAAGACAAUGUGGCUCAAAGGGACUUUGCUCAACCCACCUCUUCUGCUUCUGAAUCAUUGCAACCACAUGAGAAAAAAACAAAAUUUAUAGAAAUAAGUUUAUAUGAGCAAGACAUAGUAAAUCCAAGCCAAACUGAAACUAAGAUAGGGCUCUUGAAAACUGUAAAGAAUAGACCUAGAGACAUCAAAGAACACGGGGUCCAUGAAGAGUGUCCUAGUGUGUCAACACAGGGUAUGCACAAUGUACCCAAGUGCCUGGAUGAAAAGCCUGUUAGGAUGGAGAAAAUCCACAUGGGGCCUGAAAUGUGUGUUUUACAACUAGAUAUAUCGACCAGUCUUGAGGAGCAUGAAAACACAUUUGUCACGAUAGCAAAAGAUCCAAGGAUAGAUAUAAUUCAAACAAGUAUCCAGUGUGGAGGAGCACCAGAAAACAAAGAUAAAACUACUCCUGAUGUUAAGCCAGAAAAGGCUGCUGUUAAGACAAGAGCAGAAGUGCAACACAUCAGCACAGAAAGGCAAGAGAAUGUGGCUAAGAGUGACUCCACUCAACCCACCUCUGUUGCUUUUGCAGCAGUGCAGCCAAGUGAAUCAGAGACAACAUUUGCAGAAAAAAGCUUAUCUGAGCAAGAUACUGUAAAACCAAGCGAUGAACAAGAGCUCAUGAAUGCCACACAGGAAAGACCCAAAAAGGACAAAGGUCGCGAUGUGCAAGAAGUGCAUUCUAAAGUGUUGACAAAAGAUGUGCAUGAUGCACCUCAGGGCCUGGAUGAAAAGUCUGUUAGGAUGGAGAAAAUCCACAAAGGGACUGAAGUGCGCAUUUUACAAGCAGAUACGCAGGCCACUAUAAAGAAGAAUGAAAUCACAUCUGUUACAGUAGCAAGGGUGCCAGUUGAUAUAGAUCAAACACGUAUCCAGUGUGAAAAAAUGCCAGAAAACCUGACUUCAGCUGAUGUUCAGCCAGAAAAGGCCACAGUCAAGAGGACCAUGGUCGAAGUGAAGACCAAAGAACAUGAUCACCAGGAACAGCAUCCUAAAGUGUGGACAGAUGACAUGGUUGAUGCACCCAAGAGCAGGAAUGAAAGGUCUGUCAGAAUGGAUAUGAAUAUACCAACGGGUCAAGUGGAGGAUGAAAACAUCUCUGUCAUGAUAACAAAGGUGCCAAGGAUAGAUACAGUUCAAACAAGUAUACAGUGCGAAAAAGUGCCAGAAAACAAAGAUAAGACUACAGCUGAUGUUCAUCCCAUUAAGGUUGCAGUUAAGACGACAAGAGUAGAUGUGCAAGAAAUCAGUACGGAAAUACAAGAGAAUGUGGCUGAAAGUGACUCCACUCACCUACCUACCUCUGCCAUUUUUACAGCUGUUCAGCCACAUGAUAUAUCGACAGACUUUGUAGAAAUCAGCUUAUCUGAACAAGACAAGUUAAAACCAAGCCAAACUGUAACUCAGGAAAGACCCAAAGAGGUCAAGGAUCAUGGUGUCCACGAAAAACAUGCUAAAAUGUCACCACUUGACAUGCAUCAUGUACCCAAGAGCCUGGAUGAAAUGUCUGUUAAAAAGGGAGAAAUGAGUGUGCAUGAAUACAAAACUGUCAAAAUAGAAAAGGAACCAAGGAUGGAAUCAAGUAUCCAGUUUGAGACAGUUAGAGAAAGCAAGGAUGUGACUACCACUGACGUUCAGCCUGACAAGUCUGCAGUUAAGAUGACCAGCGUAGAAGUGCGAGAAAGCUUUACUGAAUCCCUAUCUGAACCCAUUGUGGUCCCUAGAGCCCAAACAGAGAGACACUCAACACAUGCAAAGGAAAAUAAGAAAGAAGAACAGAAGAAGGAGAAUAGGACAAUUCAAGAUAAGGAAAGGGAAAAGAUGGUCAAGGUAGAAAUUCAAAAUGUUCCACUCCCAAUGGCCACGACCACCACCACUGGUGAAGUGAGACUUCAGAGUAUGGAUUCGCAACAGAAGGUGUACGAGGCUGACAAGAUAUCACCAGCAUUACUGCAGGAAGUUCAGAAAUCUUCAACUGACGUUAUCUGGGGUGAAGUAACCCUGGUGGAAGGAUUGCCCUCUUGGGAAAACAAAGCUCAAGCAGAAGCAAGUGUUGUGAAGACUGAGAAACUUGUUCUGGAGGUACCAGAAGGAUCUGCCAUGAGGAACAUCUUCACAGAAAUACAGCUACUCGCAGGGACAGGAUCCAAAAGUCAACUCAAUGAGGGAAAACCACUGGAGGAUGCUCCAGAGGCUCUGAUUACAUCCACCAGUGAUCUGGACAAUCAUCUAAGCAGGAUGGUGUCUGAAGUCCUGAGCUGCAAGAACCAUCCAGCUGAGCUCAACACAACAGCCAUGGCCCAGCAGCUGGAGGAGGCCCAGGAGUGCCAAGAGACUGCCCUGGCACAGUUGUCAUUGCUCUCUCAGAUGAGAGGGGCUGAGGCUGAGAACAGGGAUGCUCUGGAGCAUCUGGAGGACCAGUGGAGUACUGUGGUUCAGGAUGCAGCUGCUGUCAUCCAGAGUAAAGAGGCCCAGCUGCAGGUGGUGACUGAUUACUGCAGACAGACCCAAGCAGCCAAGACCAUGCUGGAGAGACUGACAGCAGAACUGGAUGUUGUCAGAAUGUCCCAAGAAGAGAGCAGCUCCAAGAAGGCAGAGCAAGUAUGCUCCUUACAGAGAAGUAUGGAGGAGAACAGAACACUACUUGGGGAGUUGCUCGUGACUCAUACCAAGUUAUGCCACCACCUCAGCCGGUCUGAGCAAGCUACCACACAGACUGAGCAGAAGAACCUACAAGAGAAGUGGAGAGGCCUGGAAAGAGUUGUGGAGAGGACCUUGUAUCACACAAAUGUCCAUUCUCGUGAGACCAGCAGCCUUCUGUCUGCAAUAUCAAGUCUUCAGGAACAUUUGGAGACAAUCGCCAAAGACCUCGAAGCCUUGAAAUCUCCUUCAGUUACUCAGUGGAAUUGCAAGAAGGCACAGCAACUGAUGGUGGCAAAUGCUGAGGUUAAAGCUAUCCAGCAACAAUACCAUUAUUUGCAGCAACUGUCAGAGGCACUACUCCUUAGCUCACGGUGGGAGAAGGAAUCAAAACAGAUACAGCAGAGGCUUCAGAGGGUCAAAGACCAACUUUGCCACACAGAGGAACUAGUGUUCUCUCAAACCCAGAACAGCAGCAACCCCAUCAUGGAGAAAAUUAUUGUUGUAAUGAGGGAUGGCCUUGCCUGGGCAAGACAGACAGAGAGUGACAUUGAGGGCAGGAGGAAGAGGGUGGCUCUCCUCCCUGAGGAGGUGCAUCGGAAGCUCAGAGAUCUGAAGAAGCUGCAGUCUGAGGUCAUGGCCAAAAAGGGCCAACUGGAGUCACUAGUGGAGGAGGUGACAGAGCUCCUUCCACAGCUGGACCAGGCUGAGGAGGUGCCCAUGGUGCGCUCCUCUCUGGAAUCCCUUGAAGAACUCUCAAAGUCAACUACUGAGAAGCUAGCCAAGGCUGUGAGAGAGAUAGAGUCAGGACUGCAGACCAGAGAAAAGCUGUCAGAACAGAUUGCUGACCUAGAUUCCUGGGUUGUGGCUCAUUUGCACAGAGAAGCCUCCAGGAGUGCAGACUGUGAGUUCAGGAGCCCUACUGAACUUGAUCGCAGAGUUCGUCAGAUCCAAGAGACCCUGGCUGAGGCUGAGAAGCAGUCUGCUGUCUGUGAGGCUCUUUUAAUUAAGAGUAAAGACAUUGCCUCUGAACUCAGCAUCACAGAGAACUGUCUGCUUUUUGACAAGCUUACCAACCUCCAAGAGGACAUCAGAGCCAUCAGCAGCUAUGAGAAAAUUAACAAAAAGGAGCUGGACGAACUCACUCAGACUGUAGAUGCAAGCAAGACAAACCUGGUCACCAUUGAAAGCCUGAGGCAGAUGUUAGUAGAUCUGAGUAGACACAGGUAUCCCAUCACAAGAGACUCCCUGCAAGCUCUGGAGCCUUUCAAACACAUGAUUUUGGAGCACAAGUCCCAGGUUGACCUUCUGCAACCAUGGAUUCCCCAGGAAAAGACAAGGGAACUGCACUCAGUCAUUUCUGAACUUCACAGCAAAAUGGUCACCUUGGAAAUGAAAGCCAGAGAUCAUGAGAGGUACCUGAACAUGAGGCAGUGUGUGGAGGACCUCACGGAUAAUGUUCAGGAGCAAGUCCGUCAGACCAGAGAAGACAGCAGAGAGCUGGAGGAGAAGUACAAAGUCUGUCAGACCCUACUAGUCCAAUUUCCUCUGAUAAAGUAUCUGUCUGAGGAGGCUGACUGCAAACUCCAGAUGAUCUCUGCUGACCUUUACCCGUCACAGCUGAAUGCAGAGCGACAGAGACUGAAACAAAAAGAGGAGAGCCUUGACACCUUGGAGAUGACGCUCUACAAUAACCUCAGCAUCAUUGAGUGGAACCUGCUGAAGGAAUUGGAUCUCGACUCAGAGAAAGCAAACGCUCAGACUUUCCUUUGGAAGACCCAGCAGGAGCUCCAGAAACUCCCCAUGUUGGAGCCAAAUGAAACAGUAAUUAACAACAAAUACCAGAGAAUCAUGUCUUUGAAAAAGACUGUAGAGUCAAGAAUGAGAGCAUUGGAGGCUCUAGAGAAAAGGAAGGAAACCAGACAAGGAAGUCAAUCCCAAAAUCUGAUGAAUUUGAAGAAUGCGGUCCUCAGUGAAUGUGACUCACAAAUGGAGAACAUCUCUCAGGCCAGGGAGUCUUUGAGAAGCUACACAUGUGCUGUUAGACAAGCAGUACAAUUCCUGAGGGACAUCGAGGUCUCUCUGAUGCCGCCGCAGGGCUCUGCUGGACUCUGCUCUGAAAGGCUGGAAGAGAUCCAGCAGGCUUUGGCCUCACUGCAGCAACAGUUCCAGACCCAUGUGGAGCAGCUCCAGAGCCAGGUUUCCCUGCAUCCUUACUUGUCUCCCCUGAAGGUGGAGCAGCUCCAGGAGAAUAUUCUGAGCCAGCUCCUGGUGAGGAUGUCCACUCUCCAGGCAAAGGGUCAUGUGCGACUGGAGUGUCUCAGCAGGUGUGCAGAACAUCACAGGAAAUACACCAAGUGCCAAGAUGAAAUCAUCCAGAGUGUGAAGAGCGCAGAGAACAGCCUUUCACAGUUCAUCUGUCAAAAGGUCACCUGUCUCUCUGACUGCACUGACCAGCAAGCCAAGCUCAGAGCUCUGUCUGAGGAGGUGGAGUCCCUGCAGAGGCGUCUGAAGGAGCUGAAGGAGUGGUGCCCAGAGCAGAGUUGUCGUGGAGGCAGGGAGGCCACCGUGACUGCUGUCUGGAAAUGGGUAUCAAGACUACGUCGCUGCACACAAGAGCUGACAACUCGUGGUAAACAGAGGAUCGCAGAAUGGAGCGAAAUCACCACCAGUGUGGAGAAGGCCUCUGCUGUCUUGGAGCAGGUGGAGGCGGAGCUUCCUAAUAGCUCCCGGGUGAAGGCCUCCACUGAGGAGCUUCAGGACCUGCUGCAGUCCUGGGAACAGUACCAGGACAGCCUAGACUGUGAACACCGAGCCUUGUCCGCACUGGAACUGCGCACUGCCAGGCUGCUGGGUGUCCCCGCUCACCUGGAGCAGGCUCCUCCCACUCCGCUCUGUCAGCAGCUACAGGCGAUGCAGGGUCGAUACGACAGUGUGAAGCAGAGGAGCAGGGAGGGUUUGGAGGCAACCAGGAUGGAGCUGGAGGAGAGAGAAAAGGUUCGGGAGGAGCUGCAGGGCGUCCGGGUUUGGCUGGAGGCUGCAGAUGGUCUUCUGUCUGAGAUGGAGCAGAGCAGCAGCACACAGGAGCUUCAGGAGGUUCACAGCCAGCUGUGUACCCAGAAGGCUUUGCUCCAGCGCAUCAUGGAGAGCCUGAGGAUGAAGUACUCAGACAUGUACACUCUGGUCCCAGUCGAGAUCGAAGGCCAGCUAAAGGAGGUCAAACAGUCACUGCAGCAAGUAGAAGUAAAGGUGGGAGAGGCGGUGGAGAGGAGUGGUCCCGUGUACAGGCUGGGGGCAAAGCUGUCUGAGAUCCAGGCUGGCUUCGGGUCAGUUCAGAAAAGGCUUGAACAGAGAAGCCCCACUGUGACUCAAGCAAAGAUCACUCUGAAGCGUGUGUGGGAUGAGUUGGACGUGUGGCACUCGUGUGUGGCGGCGCUGGAGGUGGACAUGCAGGACUUGGAGAAGCCAGAGGAGGUGCUGACCCUCACUGAGAGACUUGUGGAGGUCCAGCAGCUCCACUCCCACCUGGCCAAACAGGCGGAGCAGAGGACCACCCUCAUCAGCAAGAUCCAGACGUGGCUUCAGGAGCAUCAGGAGAUGAUCAACAGCUCUAAAAGCUGGAUGGCUGAAGCUCAGUCGUGGCUCGCUGCCCCCUGCACCUACACCACCGCUAAAUGUCUGAGCAGCCAUGUUCACUCUCUGCAGACGGUGCUGGAUGACUCGGCACAGAUCCGAACCACUCUGCAGGGCUUCAGCUCAGUCCUGAAGGAAAUGUCACAGGUUUGCAACGUCACAACUCUCCAGGAACAGCUGGAUGAAGCCGACCGCCAAGUGGCCAACGUUCAAGACAGCUUCACUGCUCCUCUGUCUCAACUGGAGCACGCUGCUGCCGAGGUGGAAGCCAUUGAGAGUGAAGUCAGGCGGAUGGAGAAAGAUGUGGCUGACAUCAAGACAUCAUUAUCGUCUCCAGAGACUUUCCCCAGCCCCAGAGAAGAAAGCCUCAAGGUUGUUGAGCAGAGGAUCCAGUCCAUGAGGAGGACUGUAGCGGAGAUCCAGAAGUGUAAACCAGGCCUUUGUCUUCCAGAGAAGGCUGAAGAGACUCUGACUGUCUUUACUGUAGUGGACCAGCUCCAGACUCUGCUGCUGGAACUGGAGAAGAAGGUCCCUGCUCUGUUCAUCCAGCAGCCUCUAACUCCGAUCCAAGCCAAAGCUCUGUCGGCCCAGCAGACGACCUCUCAGCCUCAACUCCUAAAAUCCACUUCAGUGGAGGCUGAGAAGGAAGUCACGGAGCAGGGCCAAAUCAGAAUUGCCCAUGUUGAAGCAGACGUACUGAAGAGAUCUGGAGCUUCGCUGCUGACUGUGGAGCGGUCCUCAUCUGAACAGAGACAGUCCUGGACACCUGACAGCACUCAGCAGUGGGAGCAUGAAGGCGUGCUCCAGGCUGAAGAAGCCAGAGAGAAAAAAGGGAGUGAGGAGCAGAGAGUGGAAGAAGGUGGAGGAGGUGUUUUAUGGUGGUUCUGGGAUACUUUCCUGGGCACUUCUCCAGAGGAAUCUGUGGUUGUUGUCCCAGAAGAGACUAAAGCUACUGCUGGACAAAGCACUGAACGGACUGGAGAAGAUCAACAGGAUGUUGAGGGCCUCACUGACACCACAGAAGCAAGUUCAUCUGAAGCUUUAUCAAAACCCCUGGCCACAGUCAAAACUCAGUCGCUGCCUGAGAGCAUGGUAAACACAGCCUCCACCGUAAAAGUCUCCAAAUCCGACUCUGGGUCCCAGCAGAAAUGUGUAGUCUCCGAGCUCAUGAAGGGACAGAGGGGGCUUGCAUGGAGGGGGGAUGACCCCGAGGGGCUGAAGACAUACACAGUAUAUACACAGAGCACACACACACCUGCAGACUGCACACAGGCCAAGGACCCAGUCACACCUUCCCAAAACACACUCACAAAGGACUCAUGUACACCUAGUGAGGAAAUCAAAGAUUUUAGAGCUGUAAGAUCAGAAAGCAGUGAGGUGGACAGCCGUAUGUGGUCAGUGGAGACGUCUCAAAGCUCAGUUUUGCCAACAUCUGGAGAAGUUCUGGUAAAAUGUAGAAGUCAUGUAGAAACAGCAGCAACCAUAGCCACUAUACAUGCAUACGCAUCCUCUGAACUGAGUGUAGCAUCAGCAGAACAAGCAGAGGCCUCAGAGCCUCCAGCCUCCUCCACCUGCACAUUCAGUCUGCAGCAUUGCAACGACACUGAGGGCCUGCGUCCUGCAGCUGCCCUGGCCCCAGAGGAGCCUCUGCCGGCCGGGUCCCUGCCUGGGCCCCGCCCCAGUGAAGGUGUCCUCCAUGUCUGCCUGGAGAGGGUCGGCCAGCUGGAGCUGUGGCUGCAGAAAGCCCAGAGGAGCCUGGUAGCUGCUGGUUCAUCGAGCAUGCAGGACAGCUUGGAGCAGCAACUCCUCACCUGCCAGGAGAUGUUCCUGGAGAUCGAGCAGAACGUUGCCAGCCUGCCGGUGCUUGGCCAGGCCGCUGAUCAGCAGCAGCAGCAGCAGCAGGAUAAACUGGGAGCUGUGGGAUGCCAGCAGGAAGUGGCAGAGCUGCUCUCCUCCAAACUGAAGUUCCUGAAGGCCAACCUGGUCUGCUUCCAACAGCUGCUACAGGACAGACAGGGAGAGGAGAGAAUCAGCACCCACAAAGAGCCACAGGAACAGAUGCCGGUACCUCAGCCAGAGCGCAGCAGCAGUGUUCAGGAGAUCUUCUCCUCACCGAGAAACAAACUGCUCAGACAGAGCAGCCUGCAACAGCAGAAGGAGUUGGAGCAGGAGCUGACUGAACAGAGAGGACUGACUCAGGCCAUCGCCAGGCAGGGCAGCAGAGCCCGACUCCACAACCAGGAACCCGAGGACCACAGCCAGUUGUUACCACGGUCACCGCCUGCUGAGGCUGAUGUGGAUGAGGACUCUGCUCAGAAGAAGUGGGAUCGCCUUCACAGUCGGCUGCUGGCUUUGGAGGAGAGCUGGCUGCUUCCUCCCUCUGAGGUGACAGACUCAUCUUUGAGGCGUACUGAUGGAACAUCAGGACGUAUGAUUGACACACAAACCCUGAAAGAGCUCCAAACCCACAUCAGCCACCUGAGGGAGCUGGGACACACAGCGACAGAGCUUCUGAAUCAGGCCUCGCCUGUGGACGGCUCCCAUCAGACGCUGGACGAGGGUUUGUUUCAUGUGCUGUAUGGAGCAUCCCUGUCCCUGUCCUCCAUCAACGACCUCCUGCACUCUCCUGCUGGGACGAGCCAUGAAGAAGACACGCAGCUGAGGCUGCUGCAGCUGCAGAGUCUGUCAGCAGAGCUGGCUACCCUUGGCAGUGAGCUGGCGUCUCAGGGGUCAAAGGUCAGCAGUGUCCUGGGGUCAGAGUGUGGUCAGCAGGGUGUAGAUGAUCUGUGUAGAGUCCUUCCUGUGGUCCAGGCUGCACUGAACAGCAGAGAGAAGCAGCUCAAAGACCUGCAGGAGGAGACUGCAAAGCAACAGAACCAGUGUUGUCUGUUUAACCAACAGAUACAACUAAAUGAGUUGCAUGCAGCCUUCACCUCUAACCAGGCGACUGUUCACCAAAUAAUUAAUGAAUUCAGUGGAACCCCGGGCCAUAACAAACAACUACAGGCUGUGGUUCAGAUGCAGGUGUUUCUGCAGCAGCAGGGUGAGCAGGUGAGCGCCCUGCUGGAGGAGGCUGACCAACACAACCUGCCUGCCUCUCUCAUCCACCAGGCCACACAGCUGCAGGGUGAGCUGGACAGCGCUCUGGGUGGUGUUCGCUGUGAGGAGCUGAAGAGCAGUGUGGAGCUGCAGCAGCAGUAUGAGCGGCUGGUCCACAGCCUGGAGGAGCUGCUCGCUCUGGGCUCUGAACGCCUUGCACAGCAGCCUGACAGAGAGCUCCACAACAGAGCUCAACUCCAGCAGCAGUACAGCAGUCAUACGAAGUUCUUCCAGUUCCUGGGCCAUCAUUUUAGGAUCCUGCAGUACCUGACCCAGAAAGUCCCAGAGAGUGCACUCCAGAGGUGGGAGGGUGUAGUGAUGGGCCUGCAGGAUGAGGUGGCCCGACUGCAGCAGCAUGGACAGGAGAAGGGGGCCAAGAUGAGGGAAACAUUACAGAUCUGGUCACAGUGGGAGAAGGACAGCGCCUGGUCAGACUCCCUGCUGAGAGGCAUUGAGACUUCAUUUCCCAAGAUGCAUGAGGGGGGUGAUUCUGAAGAGCAGAUAACAGAGAAGCUCUCUGUCUACCAGGAGCAGCAGGGCGUUUUGGAGGGGAACAAGGCACGGUUCGGUCGGAUGCUGGAGGCGGGGCUCCGGCUGCAGAUGGAGGGCAGUAGAGGAGUGGCCAUGUCCACCAGUAAGCUGGAGGCACGCUGGAGAGCCCUGCACAAGAAGGUGGAGCACAAACGCACCAACACAGACAGAACCAGGAAGCUGAGGAGCAGGUUUCUUCAUGACUCUGCUGUACUGGCUGACUGGAUGGGCGGGGCCAGAGAGCUGAUUGACAAAUGGAGUCAGCUCUCUCUCUCAGCCAAGGAAGAGAUGGAUGCUGAACCGUGGCGUGACCACUACCUCCAGUUUGUGACUUUGACCAAAGAGUUGGAGGCCAAAUCUGAACUGAUGGUGGCUGUAAUCGGUGUUGGAACCCAGCUGGUCCAGCUGAAGGAAGCAGAUGGAGACUCUGAUAGACAUCAGGACACAGAGACUUCACUAUCUCAGUCUUCAGACCCAGAUCUCUGCUCCAUCCACUCCCAGCUUAGACAGAUGGAGCUGGACUGGUCCAGUCUGUUGGCAGAUAUUCCUGUUGUCCGACAAGCUCUGCAUAAGCGAUGGAUGAAGACGUUGACCCAGCAGGGGGCACUGCUGGAGCUGCAAGCCUGGCUGGGAGCUGCUGAGUCCCGGCUGGAGGAGCAGUGCAGCAGAAUCAACCAAACCUCCUCCACCAACACUUAUCUGCGUCAGCUCCUGAAAUACUGCAAGGAGUGUCAGACAAAGAUGCUGGCCCAUCAGGCCACACUGGACUAUGUGAACCAGCUGGUACAGACAUGCAGUACUGAGGAGGGCCAGAGGAGGCGCUAUGAACACAACCAGUUUGCAGAGGAGCAGGGUCGGCUCAACCAUCAGUGGCUCAGUUUGCAGGAAACCCUCAACUCUCAGAUCCAGGAGGUGGAGCAGGAGCUGAGGAGCAGAGUGGAGCGGGAGGCCCGACUGCAGCAGGUCAACAGCUGGAUCACAGAUCAGAACCUCUGGAUCGACUCAGCCCAGACACCAAGCUGCCAGACGGAGCUGCAAAGGAGCAUCAACACCUGUCAGGAUCUUGAGGUGAAGAUCAGGCAGAAGUCUGCAGCUCUUCAGGAGUUGAGAGACCUACUUGAUGAUGGAGGAAAAAACAGAAGCUGUGAUUUCAUCUCUCAGACAGAUAAAUCCAUCCAGGCCUGUGCAGCUCUCACACAACAGAAUGAAUCGGUAAGGCAGAGGCUGACUGAGGUCCAGCAGCUGUGGGACUGUGUGGAGAAGCGACUGAAUCAGAUGAUGCUGAAAACAGUGAGAACAUCUCAGACUCUUGAUUAUCACAGCAGCCCUCAGCUCUCCGUGCAGGCACACAGAGAUCUCAGUGAAAAGCUGCAGCUUCUUCACGAGGAGACAGAAGCUUCAGAGGCAGAGUGGGACGAACUGAGUCAAACCGUCUCCUCGCUCCGAGACAUCAUCAGCCCUGCUGCUGCCGCCCUCCUCACGGAACAGCUGGACAGACAGAGAGACAGUUGGACUGUGGUGUCCAGAGCGUUGGACCAGCAGCUCCAGAGGAGUCGGGGCAUCCUGCAGGUGUGGGAGGACUACGCCCGGCGGGCUGCGUCUUUCUCCCAGCGGCUGCAGACACUGCAGAGGGAGGCCAAGUCAGCGCUGAGCGCAGCGCCCAGAGACGAUGCCACUGUGGAGCAGGUCGCUGUCGCGAUACACGAUGUUCAGAGUCUCCUGGAGAGGACGGGCACAUUGCAGUCUGACCUGGAGGGGGUGCUGGAGGCCUCCAAGGACUUGAUUGGCCAUCUGGAACCGUCAGCUGCCAGCCUGGUCCAAUCAGAGAGCCGGCUGUUGUCACGUGGUGUCCAGCAGCUCAGCCAGACCCUAACAGGGAAGCUGGGUCAGCUGCAGGAGGAGCUCAGGCGGCUGCAGGAGUUUGGAAACAUCCUGGAGUCACUGGAGAGAAACCUGGAGCUUUGGCAGGAGCGUCUGCAGAAUGUGGCUCGCACAGCAGACCAGUCUGGCCUCCUAGAGCUGAGCGGCCUGUCUGCUGACCUGGAUGUGCUGAAUGAGCUGAGCUGCAGCCUGACGCUGGGCGACGCUGCAGCGCACCGCCUGCAACGCCUCAACCACUGCUGGGCCGACGCCUCUGCCAGAGCUGAGGAGGCCUGCAGUGAGCUGCAGAUGGAGGCACUGAGGCGACAGAGCUUUGAGCAGAAGUGCGAGAGCUGGAUGUCUUUCUUGCAGAGGAUGGAGGACUGUCUGGCUGUAGACGUGGCCGGCUCUUACGUCGGCCUCCGACAGCAGCUCUGCACACACAAGCGCUUUCAGGCAGAGCUGUCCAUGGGUCACCAGAUCCUUCAUUCAGUUGUCACUGAAGCGCUUCAUCUGCUGCAGAAAGGAGAGUUGGAGGACAGGAGCGACUUCAUCCUGAAGCUUGCCCAGCUCAGGGAGCACUGGCAAGGGGCAGUGCAGCGGGCGGACCAGCGGCGCUCCCUGGUGGAGGGGCUGGUGAAGCACUGGCACUUGUAUAGCCGCAGCCUGAAGAAGCUGCAGAGGUUCCUGUCAGACACGCAGACCCUCCUUCCCCCCGCCGGACCAGCCCGCUGCAGCCUGCAACAGCUACGACGCUCCCUCCAGGACCUCCAGCACACAGAGCUGUUGUUCCAGAGGUAUCAGUGCAGUUUCAUCCACACUCUGGAAGUUGGCCGGCAGCUCUUCUCCAUGGGGGACGUGGAGACCCAGACUCAGCUGCAGACGGAUCUGGGAACCCUGCAGGAGGAGUGGGACAACCUCCACAGCCUGCUGGGCCGGAGGAUGGACCUCACCGAGGCUAUCGUCAAGAACUGGGAGCGCUGCGAGGCCGGACUAGCAGACAGCGUGCUUCAGCUGAAGGACAUGAAGACCAGACUGAACCAGUCGAUGCCGGAGUGUGACUAUGAGCUGCAGAGUGCAGAGAAGUUCAACAAGGAGAACGAGGACUCCCUGGAGGACUGGGCUGAGAGCCUGACGGAGCUUAGCACCAUGAAGACAGAUCUGUCCCAGUACAUCAUCGCUGACGAUGUCCUGCUGCUGCAGGAGCAGGUGGAGCACCUGCACUGUCAGUGGGAGGAACUCUGCCUCAAGGUGUCUCUGCGUAAACAGGAGAUCGCAGAUCGUCUGAACGCCUGGAUCAUCUUUAAUGAGAAGAACAAGGAGCUGUGUGAGUGGCUGACGCAGAUGGAGAACAAGGUGGCGCACAAUUCCGACCUCAACAUCGAGGAGAUGGUGGAGAAACUCAAGAAGGACUGUAUGGAAGAGAUCAACUUGUUCAGUGAGAAUAAAACCCAUUUGAAGCAGCUCGGAGAACAACUCAUUAUAGCCAGCAACAGGACGAAAGAGACGGAGAUCAAUGACAAGCUGAAGGACAUCAACGACCGCUGGCAGCAUCUGUUUGACCACAUAGAGGCCAGGGUGAGGAAGCUUAAGGAGACGCUGGUGACGGUGCAGCAGCUUGAUAAGAACAUGAGCAACCUGCGGACAUGGCUGUCUCGCAUCGAGGCCGAGCUGGCCAAGCCGGUGGUCUACAGCGUCUGCCACAGCGACGAGAUUCAGAGGAAACUGGUUGAGCAGCAGGAUCUGCAGCGAGACAUCGAGCAGCACACGGACAGCGUGGCGUCGGUGCUGACGCUCUGUGACGUCCUGCUCCACGACGCUGACGCCUGCGGCAACGACUCGGAGAACGACUCCAUCCAGCAGACCACCCGCAGCCUGGACCGACGCUGGAGGAACAUCUGUGCCAUGUCCAUGGAGAGGAGGAUGAAGAUUGAGGAGACUUGGCGUCUCUGGUGUAAGUUCCUGGACGACUACUCUCGCUUUGAAGACUGGCUGAAGACAGCUGAGCUCACUGCAGCAAACCCAGACUCUGCCGACGUCCUCUACACCAGCGCCAAAGAGGAGCUCAAGAAGUUUGAGGCGUUCCAGCGGCAGGUUCAUGAGCGCCUGACUCAGCUGGAGCUGAUCAACAAACAGUAUCGCCGUCUGGCCCGGGAAAACCGAACCGACGCCGCCAGCAAGCUCAAAGUCAUGGUCCACGAGGGGAACCAGAGGUGGGACAGCCUGCAGAAGAGGGUGGCUGCUGUUCUCCGCAGACUCAAGCACUUUACCUCUCAGAGAGAAGACUUUGAGGGAACGCGUGAGGGGAUCCUGGUCUGGCUGACAGAGAUGGAUCUCCAGCUCACAAACGUGGAGCACUUCUCCGAGAGCGACAUCGAAGACAAGAUGAGACAGCUGAACGGCUUCCAGCAGGAAAUCACCCUGAACACCAACAAGAUCGACGCCCUGAUCGUGUUUGGGGAGAACCUGAUCCAGAAGAGCGCUCCUCUGGACGCCGUGUUGAUCGAGGACGAGCUGGAGGAGCUGCACUCCUACUGCCAGGAGGUGUUCGGCAGAGUGGCUCGGUUCCACCACCGCCUCGUCAACAGACGCCCGGUUCUGGAGGAGGAGAGGGAACUGUCAGACCGGGACACAGACCUGGACGACUCACCCGAUCUGACCAACGGGACUUCCUGGGCGGAGGCGAGGAAGAAGGAGGAGGAGGUUCCAGCAGCAGGUGGAGUCUCAGCUGGACGGCAGGCCGUGUGCCACCUCCUAGCGCCCCCUCUGGAGAGGUCGGGACGCGAGACCCCCGUCAGCGUGGACUCCAUCCCGCUGGAGUGGGACCACACUGUCGACGUGGGAGGAUCGUCGUCACAUGAGGAUGACGAGGAUGCCACCUUCUUCAGCGCUCUGUCAGUGAAGUCAGUGACCGACCCGCCCAGCUGGCACCAGCCCGGCUCCCCAGAGAGGAAACGAGUUCCCAGAGAAAUCAUCCGAGGCCUGAGCUCGUCCCCCACACGCACCAGUACUCCCUUUCACCAGCAGGGCUACGCUAAGCUGAUGUCAGAGUGCAGCGGCAGCAUCAGCAGCGUGAAGAGAGUAAAGCUGAUCCUCAACGAUGAGGAGGAGCUAGAGGAUCCGGGUCUGACCAGCAGCACGGCCGACAAACAGACCAGCACAGGUGUGAUCGAGCGCUGGGAGCUGCUACAAGUACAAAAGUUCAGCAACGAGACAGACAUCAAGCAGGACCUGGAGCAGUGGCAAAAGCUGAACUCUGACCUCUGUGAUGUCACUUCCUGGUUGGGCAGAGUGCUGCCAGAGCUAGAGAGGCUACAGCGGCUCGCACCGUUCACCAGCAUCCGAGACAUCGAAGUCAACAUCAGAAAACUAAAGGAGAUGCAGAAGACUUUCAACAGCUACAAGUGUCUGAUGAUCUCCGUCAACCUGAGCAGCCGUCACUUCCUGCGGGGCGACAGUGCAGAGCUGCGGGAGCUGCAAGAGGCUCUGAGCUCAGCCAAUCACAGCUGGACACAGGCCUGCAGCGGCCUGGAGAGCUGGGAGAGGAGGCUGCACUCUGCACUCCUGCAGUGUCAGGAGUUUCAUGAGACACUGCACUCCCUGCUGUUGUGGCUCGCUCAGGCCGAGAACAAACUCUGUGCUGUGAAUGUCAGCGACCGGUCGACAUCACGCUCCACCCUGCUGGAGCACCGAGACACGCUGACGACUCUGCAGGAGGAGCUGUGCGGCCGCCAGCGGCAGGUCUCCUCACUGCAGGAGAUCUCCUCUCAGCUCCUCUUGGAGGCUACCAGAGAAGACAGCGUGGAGGCAAAGGAGAAGGUCCAUGUCAUCUGCAACAAACUGCGUCUCCUGCUGCGACAGGUGGCUGCCGACCUGCACACGCUGCAGGGAAGACUGGAAACCUGCUCAACCAGCUCUGAACUGGACAGCAUCGGCCUGGGAACGCUCAGCUCUCCUCUGCUGCUGAACAAGGAGGAGGCUGGUCUACGGGCAGCUACAGUUGGACAAUCAGAGACUAGAAGGGAGGAGAGGAGAGAUUCUUCCCCACAACGACCCCUCUUCUACCGCGUUCUACGAGCUGCCUUCCCCCUACACCUGCUCUUCUUCGUGCUGCUGGUUCUGGCCUGCCUGGUGCCUCUGUCUGAAGAGGACUACAGCUGUACACUGUCCAACAACUUUGCCCGUUCCUUCUACCCCAUGCUGCGCUACACCAAUGGCCCUCCGCCCACAUGAAAACUGCCAUGACGCCCAAUGGUGCAGUUAGUCUGAGUUUGAAAUCCAAAAUGGACACCUUCUCCCUUCCACAAAAAAUACGCACUGCCCUUCAUGUCUGAAGGCCUCAUCUUAUGUGUUUUUUGACAUUUUAUUGGUGUAUUUAUUGUUUGUGGAACUCCACAGUUAAAAAGAAGCCAUAUCACUGGUUUGUUUCGACGUUUUGCCAAUUUUAUAUGUAGAUUUCCCACCGAACAGCUUCAAUAUACAGCGCAAAGAAGAAAAAAGGUCUCAAGAUUUAUUUUAAUAUCUACAGUAUAUUGUCAUUUUUGUACUUUCACUAUAGUCCGUGAGGUCUAAUUUGAAGGAUAAAGGACAGUGAUUACCAAAGCUUCCAGAAAUCGAGGAGUACACCAGCCAUUUUCUACUACUGCAGCUAUUUUUACUGUUUUUCAUAGAAGGCAGCCACUUGUUGAUAGCACAUUUUGUACAGAAGAGGUGUUAUUUUGUUGUUUGAUUUAGGGGUAUUUAAGAAGUGCCGGUAUGACUUUUUUUUUUUUUUUUUAAAUGAUGGCAGUGACUCAUCUGCAGAUAUGCCUUUCUGUAGCCAACAGAACUACCAUACUUUAUCAGAUAGAUAAUGUACUUUUAGUGGCGUUAUUGAUUAAUUUUGUAUAUAAGGGCAAACUACUGAGAAAGAAAUAGGUAAAUUGUUUCUGUGUAUGAGUGUGGCACUGAAACAUAUCAAAGUAAUUUAACAUGGAGCAAUAGUUUGAAAUGCUUUUAUAUUAUAUAUUUGUGGCUUUCAAAGUCAUACUGGCUUGUAGAGUUUUGGCAACAAAAUUUACAUUUUCCUAUGAUUAUGCAAACUUUACGGCCAGUGUUUUGUAGGUUAAUUUCAAAUAUUUUAGCAGAUCGCUGAACCUAAAAGUUUUGCAAAAAGGCACAGAUUAAUGCUGCAGUGAUUCUUGACCACUAGGGGGCGGAAAGAGUAAACGCACUGACAGAAAACAUCCCUAACAUAACAAUAGCUAACCUACUAGAAUAAAAACUACCUUCUUACUUCAGCAGACACAGAGCAACAUUAUCAUCCCACUGGAGUUGUGCUCUCCAACUCCUGAGAAAUAUAUCUGGCUCUAGAUGUUCCCAUUUUUUCAUUGGCUAGUAGAUAACUGUUUUUCUGCCAGACAGGUACCUACACUUUUGUUGUCAAUUUUGCUUGCCAGAAACAGCUCACUGGGAUUUAAGUGCUGCGAGAUUCUGGUCUAUGUGUAGCUGUAAAACCAAAACCGUUAGCUAAAAGAGGCUAAAAGUUCCGUACAGCGUUGGGAGUUACUUCUCAGUGCAGUUUGUAUUAUGAGCGACCUUUUUACUUAGUAAAGUUUUAAAGGGAGUUUUUUGAGAUUCGGUUAAUAUUGAUGCAGCAAUAUUAGCUCUGGUAGGGAGUCCUGUGUCAAGAGAGUAACAGCAGCAAACACAUAUCACACUGCCAUGUAACUGUUAAACAAAAAAUACAUGGCUACAUUAUAUGUCAAAAGUCUAAACUAUAACUAUACCCCUUUAAGAAUAAUUAAAUGUUCUUCAUAACUUACCCAACGCUGUCCGAGUUGGACCCAUGGAGUAAAGCCCUGCAGACAUCAAACAGGUGAAAACAAAGACUGAUUUUCAAAAAUACAGUUUGCUGUUUAUACUGUAAUGUACAUGUGGGACUUACCUGAACGCUCUUCAGUCGUGCAGUUGAAGGACUGGUGUCAAAAUCUAACAAGCCAGACUUGGACUAGAACAUGAAUGUAAGUGAUCCUUUGGGCAUUGAAUGUAGCUGUGUACGUGCACAAUCAAAGAUCAUUAAAUGUACGAUGAUCUUAAAUGUUAAAGAGUGUAUGAUUUGAUUUGAAACUCAAUGUUUGCUUCUAAUUUGUACAUAAUGUCAACCUCACUCUGCUCAGAGGGCCAGCAGAACAAAAACAAACAACAAAAAGUGUGUAAAGUUUGAUUUAUUUUGUGAACUCUUAUUUAUGGGAUGUAUAGAUUGUCAUUUUUGAUUGACAAUAAACCGUGUUUGCCAUGA
Molecule: messenger RNA, 38976 nt
Organism: Siniperca chuatsi (mandarin fish)
Lineage: Eukaryota; Metazoa; Chordata; Actinopteri; Centrarchiformes; Sinipercidae
Gene: syne2b
Product: spectrin repeat containing, nuclear envelope 2b
Cellular component (GO): membrane
Molecular function (GO): protein binding
Source: RefSeq, a predicted model, not a curated record